Ictalurus punctatus (channel catfish) is the source of this 2005-nucleotide messenger RNA. It is a transcript of the gene plpp4, whose product is annotated as phospholipid phosphatase 4. The transcript is spliced from 7 exons. Gene Ontology annotation, biological process: phospholipid metabolic process. The record is from RefSeq and is a predicted model, not a curated record. Lineage: Eukaryota; Metazoa; Chordata; Actinopteri; Siluriformes; Ictaluridae. The coding region runs from base 614 to 1474 and encodes 286 amino acids. Gene Ontology annotation, molecular function: phosphatidate phosphatase activity.
GGCACGAGCGAAAGUGAUACACAAGCAAAAACGCUCCUGUUGCUGCUUGAACCUGAGAAAACUGCCAAAAAAGAAAAAAAAAGAAAAAAAGAAAAGAAAAAAAGCAACCUGUGAGUAAUUUUCAACGUAUUUUUUUGUAAGUACCGCGGUGGCCAGGUGUGGGCCGACCAAUCGCUUAUCAGUGUGUGGGAAGAGGUUUUAGUGGAGCAGAAACACGAACUCUAGCGCGUGAGAGCGUUUCCGUUCAAACUCGAGCCACUUUACUGCCAUGCUGCAUCACCUGGAGAAUUUUUUUCAGUCUUCUUUUCAUCCAGACCUUUUUUAAUCAAAUGAAAUGAUGCAAUUAGUUCAUGGGCAACAUCACUGGAACACAUUAUGGAUUAAAGACGGACACCAAACGAGCACCAAGGACCAACUGUUAUUAUAAAAAUAUAUAAACAAAUAUUUGUUUCUUUGCACGCGCUGCAUCCAAACGCGCAUUUCCCUCACUAUUACCAGCAUCUUAUUGCGAUGCUAAAGCGAUAAAGGACGGCAGCGGAGCGCAGAUGACUUUCAGGCAAUUGGAUCACAUUUGCAUUUGCUGAAAGAAGAGAAAAAAGAAAGCAAGAAGAUCAUGAAGAUGUCUCCUCCUGACCGAAGGAAAGGCAUGCGCGAGCUGGCGCUGGAGAUCGGAAUCCGAGUGCUGCUCUUCGGAGUUUUCGUGUUCACUGAGUUCCUGGAGCCAUUUGAAAGAGUUAUUCAGCCUGAAGAGCUGUGGCUUUACAAGAACCCUCUGGUGGAAUCAGAUCUCAUCCCCAAAAGAGUCAUGUUUGCUAUAUCAUUCCUGACCCCUCUGGCUGUGAUCUUUGUGGUGAAGAUCAUACGACGAACAGAUAAGACCGAAAUCAAAGAGGCAUGUUUGGCUGUGUCUCUCGCACUAGCACUGAAUGGCGUCUUCACAAACACCAUUAAGUUGAUAGUCGGCAGGCCAAGACCUGAUUACUUUCACCGCUGCUUCCCAGAUGGCCAGGUGAACGCGAAAAUGCUGUGCACAGGAGAACCAAGCCUGGUGUCUGAAGGCCGAAAGAGUUUUCCCAGCAGCCACUCCUCCUUUGCUUUCUCUGGCCUCGGCUUCACCUCCUUCUACUUAGCGGGGAAGCUGCAUUGUUUCACCGAGAGCGGGCGUGGACGCAGCUGGCGCCUCUGUGCUAUGAUCCUGCCCCUAUACAGUGCACUGAUGAUCGCCCUGUCCCGCACCUGUGACUACAAACAUCAUUGGCAAGACGCUUUUGUCGGCGGUGUGAUCGGCCUGCUGUUUGCCUACAUCUGCUACCGGCAGCAUUACCCACCGUUUCUCCACACAGACUGCCACCUGCCUUAUGCCAGCCUGGCACUGUGCACCACCCGACAUGCACCAGUCUCCCAGGAGGUGCCUCAGGCCACGGACAAUGCCACGAGUCUGCCUCUGGAGGGCAUCACCGAGGGGCCCGUAUGACUAAUGGAGCCCUCCUCCUUCACCGCCCGCUUGGUAUGACCCACACAGACUGGCUGACUCUUGUACAUUCCAGUGGGUCGUCCAGUUCCUGUUCAUUUUAUCCUUCACUGGUCCUCUUCUCUUUUUCCCUCUUUGUGUUUAGUACUGAUUUACCAGCCUCAUUUGGGAUACAUUUACACUCACUAAACUUGUUAAUGGCGAAUGCAGACCAUAUCUAUAUAGCCGGAAUGAUAGAAUAGAAAAGAGAGAGGAGAACGCGUUGUAGAAGUGGCCUGAUUAAGUUGUAGUAUAAAUUGAGAAGAUUAAUGAUAGCACAAAGUCCAGCAUGGUGUAUUUUAUUAUUACAGAUAUGGAAAUGUUCAAUGACAUGUAUAACAAUGUGGGGUGAUUGGAGGGGAGGCACUGUAAUAGAAGUCAAAAUCUGUCUAUUGGAAUGUUUCUUUUAUAUUUUCUCAUUACUUUUCCAGUUCUGAAUUUCUGACAUAUUGGGCAGGGAAAAAUGCUUUUCAAAUAUACUUUGAUCUCACUGGC